Molecule: messenger RNA, 4865 nt
Organism: Siniperca chuatsi (mandarin fish)
Lineage: Eukaryota; Metazoa; Chordata; Actinopteri; Centrarchiformes; Sinipercidae
Gene: elna
Product: elastin a
Exons: 47
Coding region: 240-3371 (1043 amino acids)
Molecular function (GO): extracellular matrix structural constituent
Source: RefSeq, a predicted model, not a curated record
CGUCUGUAAUGUUGGCAGGAGUGACCAGAAUAAAAACAGCAACACCAGACAUAGAGGAGGAAAAAAGCAAAGUGAUCCAUUGAACCAGAGUCUUUGCCCUCUCUUAAUUACGCCGAGUCCCAUAUCUUUUCCCUUUUUUCACCUUUUCCCCCACUCUUAAAGACUUCGGGCUUGUGGUAAUUAGUUAGAAGAGAAUAAAACCAGCUGAUCGGGAGAGGGGUGGUGCAUUUUGGAGCGAGAUGGCUAACAGAAACAUUCUGUUGCUCUUCUGUGGACUCUUCCUCUUUGCACUGAUUCAGCCCUCUCUUCAAGGAGGUGUGUAUGUACCACCUGGUGCUGGGAUUGGACCAGGAGGCACUGGACCGGGAACUGGAUUCUUUCCAGGGUCUGCUGGAGGAGUCCCUGCGGGCUAUAAACCAGCUAAAGCUGCAGUAGGAGGUUAUGGAGGUGGAGGGCGUGGUGUGGGCCAAGCUGGUUUGGUGCCAGGAGGUGUUGGAGGACUGGGAGCAGGACAAGGUGGAAAAGCCCGUAAACCAGGUUACGGCAAUCUAGGAGUCGGUGGUCUUGGAGGUGGUGGCCUGGUACCUGGAGGCCAUGGAGGAGGUGGUUAUGGUGGAUAUGGUGGAGGCACUGGGGGCUUUUUCCCAGGAGCUGGACAAAAGGCUGCCAAAAGAGGUGCAGGAGGCCCUCUGCUGCCACAUGGAGGGACUGGAGGAACUGGGCUUGGGACAGGAGGAGGUCCUGGAGGCACAGGAACUGGAGCUGCUGUGCCUGCUGGAGUACCUGUUAUUCCUCAGACAGGCCUUCCAGGAGGGGCUGGUGGUGCUGCUGGAAAGAAAGCUGCCAAAGUGCCAGGUGUGGGUGUGCCUGGACUUUACCAAGGUGGACUGGUGCCAGGAAAAGGGUUUGGUGGACGCGGAGUUCUGCCUGGGGUAGCCACAGGCACUGACCUGAAUCCCAAAUCAAUUGGAGGGGGAGGACAAGGAGGUCAAGGACCAGGAGGCCGUGGAUAUGGUGGACCGAUGCAGCCAGGGGUGUUCCACGGAUACCCCCUCAAAUCACCCCUCAAAGUGCAAGGUGGCUAUGGAGCAAAACCUGGAGGUGGCAAACUACCUUUUGGUACUUUUGGUUACGGCGGCUUUGGUAAUGGUGGCACUGGACUGCCAGUAGGACAAGGGGGCCCUGGGUCAAGGCCUGGUUAUCCUGUCGGAACUGGAGUAGGGGCCGGGGGCAUCUCACCUGCUCAGGCUAAAGCUGCCAAAUAUGGUUUGGGUGGUGUUGGAGGUGUUGGUGGUGUUGGAGGUGUUGGUGGCACUGGUGGAUUGUAUCCAGGGCAGGUGCCAGGAGCAGGAUAUGGAGCUGGGUCCAAGGCUGCUAAAUAUGGAGGAGUACCGGGAGGAGUACCGGGAGGAGUACCCGGAGGUGUACCCGGAGGUGUACCCGGAGGAGUACCGGGAGGAGUACCGGGAGGAGUACCGGGAGGUGCACCACUUGGAGUACCAGGAGGAGUUCCAGGAUCACCAGUGUUUGGUGGAUAUUCACCAGCAGCUAAAGCUGCUAAAUAUGGACUAGGGGGGACAGGAGGACUGGGAGGCACAGGAGGACAAUUAGGAACAGGAGGAUAUGGAGGACUGGGAGGCACAGGAGGACAAUUAGGAACAGGAGGAUAUGGAGGACUGGGAGGCACAGGAGGACAAUUAGGAACAGGAGGAUAUGGAGGACUGGGAGGCACAGGAGGACAAUUAGGAACAGGAGGAUAUGGAGGAUAUUCUGCUGCUGCCAAAGCUGCUAAAUAUGGAGUAGGGGGACUGGGAGGCACAGCUGGACUAGGAGGAACAGGAGGACUGGGAGGAACAGCAGGACUGGGAGGAACAGGGGGGCUGGGAGGAACAGCGGGACUGGGAGGAACAGCAGGACUGGGAGGUGGAGGAUACUCUGCUGCUGCGAAAGCUGCUAAAUAUGGAGUAGGAGGCACAGGUGGACUAGGAGGAACAGGAGGACUGGGAGGAACAGGAGGAUUGGGAGGCACAGGAGGACUGGGAGGCACAGGUGGACUAGGAGGAUCAGGAGGACUGGGAGGCACAGGUGGACUAGGAGGAACAGGAGGACUGGGAGGUGGAGGAUACUCUGCUGCUGCUAAAGCUGCUAAAUAUGGUCCAGGUGGUGCAGGUGGAGGAGGAAUUCCUGGAAGAGUCCCAUUUUUACCAGGAUAUGGAUCCUUGGUGGCUGGUGCUAAACCUCCUAAAUAUGGAGUCCCAGGAGCAGGCCUGGGAGGAGGCGGAGUUCCAGGGGGAGGAGGACAGGUACUUCCUGGUGGCGGCGGCUAUGGUGGUUAUGGAGGUGGUGCUGGAGUCAAACCCCCGAAGUAUGGUGUUUCAGGAGGAGCCGGAGCAGGGUUAGGAACUGGAGGACUAGGGGGGGCAGGAGGAGUACCUGGUCUAGUACCAGGACUAGGAGGUGGACAAUACUCUGCUGCUGCGAAAGCUGCUAAAUAUGGAGGCGUCACUGGAGAAGGACUUGGUGGACCAGGAGCUACUCCAGAUACAGCUAUCAGUGGUAUUCCAGAUGGUUCUGCUGUUGUGGUACCAGAUGGUACAGGUGUUCCUGGAAAACCAGCAAAGGAUGCAGGUCUUGCGGGAACUCCUCAACCAGAGCCCACGCCUUUUGCUGCAAUUAGCCAAGCCCCAGAGGUCCCACUGCCCAGCGAUUUUGGUGGAAUUAUUCAGCCUAGUGCUGGCACUGGUGUUGGUGGAGUAGGUGUUGGACCCUCUGGUGUUGGUACAACAGGACAAGGUCAGCCUGGUGUUGGCACAGGUGGCAAAGCACCUAAACCAUUCAUUCCAGGUGGAGCAGGUGUUGGUCCAGGCGCAGGUGGAUAUCCCGACGGUGGAGGCUAUGGAGCCCCUUACGGUGUUGGUACCGGCACUGGAGCUGGAACGCUGCCUGGAGCGAAGCCUUUGAAACCUCCAGUGGGUGGAGCAGGAGGAGGAGCAGGAAUCCCUCUGGCUGCAGGAGGUUAUCAAGGGGGAUACAGGCCAUAUCAUCAUGGUUAUGGGCAGGGUGGGUUGACAUAUCCCUCUGCAGUUGGACUGGGAGGUGCUGGUGUUGGAGCUAAAGCACCCAAACCAGGCUACGGCAAUCUCGGAGGUGGAUAUCAGCCAGGUGUGGUUCCUGUGGCUCCUGGUUAUGGAGGAGGUUACCCCCAACAGUACUACCAAGGUGUAUAUGUACCGGCCCCACUGACUCCGCAACAAGCCAAAGCAGCCAAGUACGGUCCAUUGCAGGAUUUCUUUGGUGGUGCAGGAGGAGGAGGAGUCUACAGAGGUGGAGUUGCAGGAUGCCAGGGCAAAUACUGUGGGAGGAGGAAGUAGAGGAUCCCAGUGUGACCUCAAGAAACCAUGGUGCUACUGCAUGAUCUAGAAUGUACAUUUUAUAUGCAAACAAACCCCAUUAGAAAACGUGUAAAGGUGUUUUUUUCUUUUUACUUACUUGACUUCAACGUCUGUGUUUUUAUACAAACCCACCGACCCAGAAUUUUGUACACGUACUGAUGUGACGUAUGUUAUUGAUAGUGCCUUCACUCAUUAAUGUGGUCAAGUUAAUCAGCUUUAACUCCCCGUACUGCACCAUACAAAGAGUGUGUUUGUGUCACCAUGUGUUGUUCAUGUGCAUGAAUGUGUGUGUGCGUGUGUGUGUGUGUGUUUUUGUACUGUUGUGCGAAAGACUGUGUGAACCAUCGGCUGCCAUUGUGACCUAUGAAUGAUUUCCCUUUCGGUUUUAAUCCUAAAGCAAGGUGAUCUGUCCUUAGCGUUAAAGCCCACACUGUCCCACCUCGCCGUGCAGAGCGUCUCUGACAUGUCAGAGGGGUUUGGUUGGUCGAGGCUCGUCCAAAAACUGAUGAAAUCUGGCCAAUCUCAGCAUCGUUUCUGGCUCCCCGUCUUCUCCACUGCUAUUUUUAGACCUGCUGGGUAUAAAGCAGCGAGAAUCGGGGCUCCGGCCAACCCAUCUGCUCUCCGUAACUUUGCUGAUUCUAGUUGCUAUGCAGUUCAGUUUUCUCAGCAUUUUCAUUGUUGCCAAACUUGUGAUGUAUGGAGAGUAGCUUCUGCUCUGAGGAACGACAAUCAAAAAGUGUUUGAUUCAUUACAGGAUGUUUAAAAAAACAGUUUUAAGUUUCAAGUAGAUUCAAAUGUAGUUCAGAUGCUACUCUGGCAUGUACAUUAUGUAAGGAAGAAUGUUUAAUUAUGUGUCACUGUCCCAAAGACUGAGAUGGAGCGCUUCAGUCUGCUUCAAAUGUUAAGUCUCAUUGCAGCAGUUAUUUACAUUUAUGUAACUUGUUAUUCAAGAUUUUGUUUUGCACCAUGCUUUGACUCAUAGCUUUAUUGUUAUCAGGAAUGUGUGAACAUAAAACAAGAACAAUCAUUUGCUUUUGCAUUUAUUCACUGUUUAGAAUUGUAAUACAGAAUAAGACUUUGUUUAAUGGGUGUGUCUAUGUGAGGCAUAAGCUCCCCUUGUUCUUCAUUUACUUGAGCUGCUUUUAAAAAGGCUUACUGACCAAAGGUUCAUGAGCGCUGUUGCCAAGUGAUCUCUUUUUGUAAUUGUGUACUGUAUUUUGUACUAAUUUGAUGUUAGCUGGCUUCAGUUCCUUCAGUCGGUGCUCUUUAAGAACUGUCUUUGAGCCUCGCUGGGUCAGACCUUGUCUUUUGUGCCGUGGGAUACUCUUCAUCUUUAUUUAAAACUGUUUUUAUAAGGAGGAACAGUGUGGUUUUGCACUUUUUAUAUUUCCACGACACACAUGUGACUUGUUCCCGGAUAUCCCGGCAUUUUAUUUGCUUCAUUAAACAACAAAAUAAAAUGUGUUAAAAGAU